Tyto alba (common barn owl) is the source of this 707-nucleotide messenger RNA. RefSeq names its product gonadotropin releasing hormone 1 (gene GNRH1). Gene Ontology annotation, cellular component: extracellular region. Gene Ontology annotation, molecular function: gonadotropin hormone-releasing hormone activity. The coding region runs from base 40 to 318 and encodes 92 amino acids. The record is from RefSeq and is a predicted model, not a curated record. NCBI's taxonomy places the organism in Eukaryota, Metazoa, Chordata, Aves, Strigiformes, Tytonidae. The transcript is spliced from 3 exons. Gene Ontology annotation, biological process: multicellular organism development.
UGUCAUAAUGAUCAGAAAGAUGUUUUGUUCUUUCACAGGAUGGAGAAGUCCAGGAAGAUCUUCGUCAGUGUCCUCCUGUUUGUCAUGUCUGUGGAAAUCUGCUUGGCUCAACACUGGUCCUACGGCCUGCAACCAGGAGGAAAAAGGAACGCUGAAAACCUGGUAGAAUCAUUUCAAGAGACUGCAAACGAAAUGGAAAAAUUAGGGCAAGCACAGAAGAGCGAAUGCCCGGGCUCCUCUCAGCAUUCCAGGUUGAGUGAUCUGCAGGAAGCCGUGGAAAGUCUGAUCGAAGGAGAAGCUAGACGAAAGAAGAUUUAAAUCCACAAAGCCAAACGGAACAACGGACCCAGAACAAAAUUUCAAAGCUAUGUUAAAAUCAAUUCCUCUUCAAAUGGCCUUUGCUUAGAUUGCAUUAUGUGAAUAAAUACUCUGAAGCUGCAUUUAAAUAACAGAAGAUAAUUGUUGUGUAGAUUACUAGCUUAUAUGUAAAAGGGAACACAUUCCAGGCCAGUGGCCGGGACUCAGCAGCGUAGGGUCUGCUUUGUGUCCUGCAGUGAAAACUUGGACGUGACAGCUUUUGUUUCACAUGGACAGACAAUGCCUGCACAAAGGCACUGCCUGAUCUCACUAGUCUCUGGAUAAAACAGAAACACAACUUUGUUAAAAAUCAAGAAUAAACUUACCGUUGGAAUGUAAUUCCACUCGCA